UACUUAACGGGUAAAAUGGCGGCUGUGGUCGACAGAGAUGGGUUCCGUGUUCGUAAGGCAAGCUUGCGCGACGCAGACGACAUCUGGGGGAUUGUCAGAGAGGAAGGAUGGAGACCUAACAAUCUACAGCUGAUUAGAGCGUAUAUGGAAAUUGCCAAAGAUGGCUGGUGGGUUGCAGAAAAAGACGGCAAAAUCAUAGGCUGUGUCAUGGUGUAUAGCUUCAAUGAAACCCACACUUUCCUUGGCUAUCUGAUAGUGAAACCAGAACACAGAGGCAAGGGGAUUGCUAGAGCAUUAAAGGCGGAAGCAGACACAUUGGCCGCCGACAGAGCGAUCGUUUUGGUGGCAAAUGAAGCGAUAACACCAAUGUAUCUCAAAUGGGGCUACAAAAAGUCUAUGCGCAGUGGUGUGGGCAAGUACGUGGUCACUAUCAAGAACAUUCCAGUGGCUGAAGCCGCAGAGUUCAAAUAUGAAAUAAAAGAUUAUUCGGAGGUUGAUUGGAAAGCCAUAUUGGACUACGACACCACUUUCCAUGUCAUUCCCAGGGAACGUGUUCUCAGAAUAUGGUUUAGAAUCGAACAUUCCCAGACCAAAGUUUUGCUGCUAGACGGAAAAAUUGCCGGUUACGGCACCAUAAUGCCUGCAAAUGAUGGAUUCGCCGUCAGUCCUCUGUAUGGAGAUACUCCCGAAGCCUGUUUGGUCCUGUUAAAGAGGCUUGUUGCCCCUCUACCGCCUGCGUCACCCGUGUAUCUCACAAUCCCGGACUCUAGCCAAGCUGGUCAAACACUACUUGCAGCCAAUGUUGACACGGCCAAGCAAACGGUGUAUGGGUAUGUGCUGGAGACCGGAAAUUCUCCACCUCUUCCUAAGUGGUCCAAUGCAAUGUCUUUAAUAUCUGUGUCCUUUUGCUUUUUGUAACACAAUGGCCUCCGUUGUCAUGUGUACAUGUUGGAGACACUGAGAGUCACCUGUGGAGCGCAGUUCGGUACUCGGUGUUUU
Messenger RNA from Lingula anatina, 999 nucleotides. RefSeq lists its product as uncharacterized. The record is from RefSeq and is a predicted model, not a curated record. Gene Ontology annotation, molecular function: acyltransferase activity, transferring groups other than amino-acyl groups. Lineage: Eukaryota; Metazoa; Brachiopoda; Lingulata; Lingulida; Lingulidae.